Spinacia oleracea (spinach) is the source of this 799-nucleotide messenger RNA. RefSeq names its product small heat shock protein, chloroplastic. The transcript has 2 exons. Gene Ontology annotation, biological process: response to heat. The record is from RefSeq and is a predicted model, not a curated record. Bases 63 to 626 code for a protein of 187 amino acids. NCBI's taxonomy places the organism in Eukaryota, Viridiplantae, Streptophyta, Magnoliopsida, Caryophyllales, Amaranthaceae.
AAGAAUAAGUAAAUAAAUAACCAUACAUCUUCUAGUAUUUCUAUAUUUGGUAUAGCAUAAAAAUGGCAAGUAAGGUAUUAGCAUGCUCGGUUUCAACUGUAGUGUCCAACCGGGCCUUUAAUAGCCCAUUACCAGUUGGUUUGGUCUCAUCGGCCCCAUCUGUGGUGUCGGCUGGACAACCCAAGAAGAAGCCUUCUUCAAGGUCGUCCCUAGUGGUUCGAGCCCAACAAGGAGGUGGACAGCCAAUUGACUCUCACAAUCCCAUGACUGGUGAACCCUUUCACAAGAAGGUCGCCCUCCUUGAAACCUCUCCUUACGUCCGGACCCCCUGGAAUACUAGCGAGGAUGAAAACGAGAUCAGGAUGUGGUUUGACAUGCCAGGAACUGCAGCAGAAAAUAUAGAAGUGGAUGUUGUGGAUAAUUUGCUAGUGAUUAAGGGAGAAGGUGGAAUUGAUGCUUUUGGAAGGAAGAUCCAUAGCCCCUAUGACACCAGGGUUCAAUUGCCUUCUAAUUCUUGGAACGAAGAGAUAACGGCCGUCUUUAAAAAUGGAGUUCUGUAUAUUACUGUGCCAAAGAUUACCAAAUUUGAGCACAAAAUUAUCCACAUUCCCGUUAGAUCCGUCUAAUUCUAAUUCCUUAGUCCUUACCUGUUAUGUAUUCAUUAAAAUGAAUUGGCUCUCAAGCUUGCAUGUGAGACAUUGCAUGCGUUCAGAAUUUUAAUUAACAUCCUUCCAUUUAAAUUUUAAAUAUUACUACGUAUUCGUGAAUAAAACUCAUUGUUUAACCUGCUUUUAUGUCA